Molecule: messenger RNA, 855 nt
Organism: Dioscorea cayenensis subsp. rotundata (Guinea yam)
Lineage: Eukaryota; Viridiplantae; Streptophyta; Magnoliopsida; Dioscoreales; Dioscoreaceae
Exons: 3
Coding region: 282-614 (110 amino acids)
Source: RefSeq, a predicted model, not a curated record
UAUGCAAUUUUCUUCGUUAUCAUUCGUCUCCCUCUGCCGUUCUCGCGGCUCCCUUUCGAAGCCCUACGACGUGUCUCUCUCUCUCUCUCUCUCUCUCUCUCUUCUCUCUCUCUCUCUCUCUCUCUCUCUCUCACAGACAGACAGACACACACACAGAGGCAAUCAGGACAUUACGAUUUAGGUUUGGGAGACGAAUACGGUAUUACUAGCAAAAAGGAGAAGAUUAGCCCGAUCUGACUUUUUUUAAAAAUCCAUCUUCAUUCAAUCUUGCAUUUCAGGAAAUGAGUUCUGGGACAUUGGGUGCUGCAAAAAUUUAUCACAGACUUCUCAAGGCUGUUAAGAAGCACAUUGGUCAUGAUGGAUGCAGAAGACAUUUCAGAGAUUUUGUAACUGAAGAAUUUCGGAAGAACAUUAACCUUUCUGAUCAAACUGCUAUUCAGUCCAAGUUGAAGCUUGCUCAUGAUUACACCUUUCUUCUUAAUAGUGUGCAUCAUCAUAAGGAACUGCUGUUCUCGUAUAAUAUUGCUGUUGAUCGAUCAGAUGAAAUGAAGAAGGUUCUGAAUAAAUCAGCUGCUAGUGUUGGCCUUCGGCUUCCUGAUGUUUAUCAGCCUUGACAAUUGGUUCUGCCCAUAUUGCUUCUAAAUCAAUACAGUUGCAGUUUGGACGGAAGGGUGGACAUAUAUCUAUAACUUGUUUACUUUUUUCCAUUGGCCCAGCUGCUCUUGUACUGGUCUUUCUAUGUCAUAGACUCAUAAUAACACGUUUCGUUGGCAUCGUUGCUGUAUUGUUUGAAAUCCGGCAUGUAUUGUUUAACAGAUCUUGUCAGUUUUUAUUUAAGAAUCGCAAAUUUUGUGU